Drosophila bipectinata is the source of this 780-nucleotide messenger RNA. It is a transcript of the gene Tsp42Eq, whose product is annotated as Tetraspanin 42Eq. NCBI's taxonomy places the organism in Eukaryota, Metazoa, Arthropoda, Insecta, Diptera, Drosophilidae. The record is from RefSeq and is a predicted model, not a curated record. Gene Ontology annotation, cellular component: plasma membrane.
AAGCGAAACGAAUACUUGGUGAGAAAACUUUGGCCGAAAAAUGAGCUGCGGCACAAAGACCCUGAAGGUGUCCUCCUUCAUUUUAGACUUUCUCUGUUGUGUUUUGGCGGCCCUGACUAUAGCCGCCUGUUCCUAUGCCCUGAUCGCCUUUAGUCACAGCCUUGCUAUCCGGGUGCCGUGCAUCUUGGGCAUAGUCCUGGGCUCCUUGCUCUUCUGCAGCACUAUAUUCGGCUGCAUCGCUGCCCUCAGGGAGAGUAUCCGGAUGACUUGGAUCUUUGCUGCUAUAGUCUUGGCCCUAAUCUGUGGACAAAUCACUGUGAUAUUCGCGCAGCCAAUCAAUUUCAAAUUGCUGGCCAAUGAAACGAUAUAUAACGCUUGGCAGGGACAAAUCUUUCACCAGGGAAGCAUGCCCUAUUAUGAAAUAAAAUACCAUUGCUGUGGACAGACUGGUCCAUCAAACUAUCCAGACAGCGGCUUAAAAAUUCCCCAGAGUUGCUACUUUAAUCAGAACGCGACGGUUAGCACGGACCUUUAUACAGUAGGAUGCAACCAGAAACUGGGGGAAGCCUUCAUCAAGGGCACUCGCUGGGAGCGCAUCAGCGACUGGUCCGUGGUUGGUGUGGAGAUACUUACCGUCAUUGUGGCUGGACUUCUGGCUAUAACUUUACAGAACGCAGAGCGCCGCAGACUGUACCGUUAAAAAUCUAUCUAUAGGAUAUGUAAGCAGUAUUAGAUACUGUACAAAAAUAAUUGUAAUAAGAGAAUAUGUUACUAAAUGAC